Molecule: messenger RNA, 1767 nt
Organism: Dermacentor andersoni
Lineage: Eukaryota; Metazoa; Arthropoda; Arachnida; Ixodida; Ixodidae
Source: RefSeq, a predicted model, not a curated record
AUGGGCUCGGAGGUGCUGCGGACUUUGGGAAGUGGCCCAUUCAUCAAGUGCUUGCACUCUGUGGGACAACCACUGCCCAUGAAGACACCUCCUGUGAACAGCUGGCCUUGCAAUCCUGAGAAGACUAUUAUUACACACAUUCCAGACAACAAUGAGAUCUGUUCAUUUGGUAGUGGCUAUGGUGGCAACUCUCUGCUUGGAAAGAAGUGCUUUGCCCUACGUCUUGGUUCUAUACUGGCACAGAGAGAAGGCUGGCUAGCUGAGCACAUGCUGAUUUUGGGCAUUACAAACCCUAAAGGACAGAAAAAGUACAUUGUUGCUGCCUUCCCUAGUGCCUGUGGGAAAACCAAUCUGGCCAUGAUGACCCCAACCCUCCCUGGCUACAAAGCAGAAUGCGUUGGGGAUGACAUUGCUUGGAUGAAAUUUGAUGAACAAGGUGUACUCAGAGCCAUCAACCCUGAAUAUGGAUUCUUUGGAGUGGCUCCUGGCACUUCCAUGGCUACAAAUCCCAAUGCAAUGAAGACCAUAGAGGAGAACACCAUCUUCACCAAUGUGGCUGAAACAAGUGACGGUGGCUUUUGGUGGGAAGGCAUGCCAGAACCAAGUCCAGGCAUUCGCAUCAAGUCGUGGCGUGGCGAAGACAACUGGACUCGGGCUCACGGCACACCUGCUGCACACCCCAACUCUCGGUUCUGCACUCCUGCUGGCCAGUGUCCCAUCAUAGACCCUGCCUGGGAGGACCCUAAGGGUGUGCCCAUCUCUGCCAUUCUCUUUGGUGGACGCAGGCCUCAAGGUGUUCCAUUGGUCUAUGAAGCUUUCAACUGGCAGCAUGGUGUUUUCAUUGGAUCAGCCAUGAGGUCUGAAGCUACUGCUGCUGCAGAGCAUAAAGGCAAGGUGAUAAUGCAUGACCCAUUUGCCAUGCGACCAUUUUUUGGAUACAACUUCACAAACUACCAAAGGCAUUGGCUGAGCCUUGGUACAGAGGCAGGAAGGAAGCUUCCCAAGAUCUUCCACGUCAACUGGUUCCGCAAAGGCUCUGAUGGAAAAUUCUUGUGGCCUGGCUUUGGUGAAAACAGCCGUGUGAUCGACUGGAUCUGUCGUCGUGUGGAUGGUGAAAAUGGAACUGCUAAGGAAUCUCCCAUUGGCUACCUCCCUUCAGAUGGAGCUUUGAACCUGGAUGGCCUUCAAGAGCCUGUGAACAUGAAGGAGCUGUUUGAUGUGAACAAGGACUUCUGGCUUCAAGAAUGCAGUGAAGUUCGCAAGUACUUCGACGAACAACUUGGCAAGGACCUGCCCAAUGAAAUUUCCCAGGAGCUGGACCAGCUGGAGCAACGGGUGAAGGCUAUGUAGGCUCCAUAAAGCAAUCCCCUCUGUUGUCUCCCCCAUAUCCAAUUUAGCCUUUGUGCCAUGACAAAUCUCCUCAAGCUGCUUCAUGACUGUAGUUGCUAAUAGCCAGUUAAUUACAGGCGCCACAUACGUGAUUAAGGUACGUUACCACUUCGUAUGAUGUACUGUUCAUGAGCAACGUUCAAGUGCCUUUUGGGACCACACCUGAUAUAACGAGCAAUUCCAUUUGGAGAGAAUUUCUACAUGCUCUCCUGGCAGUUUUGCAUGCCAAUGUUUUAAACAGACUAUGUGGUCUAGUCUAUUUCAGAAACUUGUAAAUAAUGUGAAAAUUGUUUUUAUUUAUGAACAUUUUAGCUGUUGGAACAGGUUCUAAUGCCUCCUUGGGCAUUUUCUGGAGAAUAAACUAUUUUUGACGCAGGA